Messenger RNA from Sipha flava (yellow sugarcane aphid), 596 nucleotides. RefSeq lists its product as uncharacterized. The transcript has 4 exons. The record is from RefSeq and is a predicted model, not a curated record. The coding region runs from base 1 to 510 and encodes 169 amino acids. NCBI's taxonomy places the organism in Eukaryota, Metazoa, Arthropoda, Insecta, Hemiptera, Aphididae.
AUGUUCGGCGAAAUUGUCGAGGGACGAUUAUUAUCUUGUUCAGAGAGAAGAAGAAAACUUAUUUUAGCAUUAUUAAAAAGACAAAGACAUUACAGGAUAAAUACUACAGUAGAUAAAUGGAUAGAUGCAUACCUUGACCAAGAUUUUCAUGGGCAUUUCCGAAUGACAAGAAAUACAUUUACAAAAUUGGUAUCAAUGUUUAAGCAAGAUGCACAAAUGGAAGUAUGUUAUACUGGAGGUUACCAACCUAUGACAAUUGAAAAAAAAUUACUAGUAGCUCUUUGGUACUUGGCUAAAGAAGGAGCUAUGUUCACUGCUGGUGAAUUUUUCAACAUUGCAAAAUCUACUGUUAAAAAAAUUAUUGACCUAGUAGUGAAUACUUUAUGCAGACUCUCUUCAAAAAUAAUCGUUUGGCCUAAAAAAUUAGACUGUGUGGAAAUUUUGGAAAUUUCACAUUACACAGCACAUUAUUAUCUUCAGAGUAUAUCAUUUUGCCAUCAGACAAGAUAAAAUUGACGAACGUUCCACUUUCAGACGACAUAACUAUUAAACUAAUAUAACUUUUAUAACUAUACAACUUCUUCACGAGAUUUUCA